Messenger RNA from Schistocerca piceifrons (Central American locust), 1541 nucleotides. RefSeq names its product DDB1- and CUL4-associated factor 1-like. Gene Ontology annotation, molecular function: protein binding. Gene Ontology annotation, cellular component: nucleus; Cul4-RING E3 ubiquitin ligase complex. The transcript is spliced from 7 exons. The record is from RefSeq and is a predicted model, not a curated record. The coding region runs from base 1 to 1041 and encodes 346 amino acids. Gene Ontology annotation, biological process: protein ubiquitination. NCBI's taxonomy places the organism in Eukaryota, Metazoa, Arthropoda, Insecta, Orthoptera, Acrididae.
AUGUCGUUUUUCUCUCUCCUUGUCCUCAAACCCAUUGGAGUCCUUCACAACCUGGAUUCUGAGUUUUGUUCUUCUUCCAGAUUUGCUCUUCCAGAAGAAGAUUAUGUUGAAUUCAGCAAGUUUGUUCAAGAUCGUAUAAUUGGCACAAGAAACCAUAUUGCAACAAUAUAUGAUGUUGCAACAGGCAAAAAAAUUCAGACGCUAACUCCACAAAUAUCGAACCAGUAUACAAAAAAUAAAGCAACAUUUAGUCCGACAGAUGAACUAGUACUUUCAGAUGGUGUACUGUGGGAUGUUACAUCGGGCAAAGAAAUACAUAAGUUUGACAAACUCAAUCAAAAUUUAAGUGGUGUAUUCCAUCCCAAUGGAUUAGAGGUAGUCUGUAAUACAGAAGUCUGGGAUCUUCGAACAUUUCAUUUAUUACGAACUGUCUCUGUUCUCGAUCAGUGUGAAAUUAAUUUCACAAGAGAUGGCAGUAUAAUAUAUACUCGCCUGCUUGAACAAGAGACAGAAGAUGACUUGCCAUAUGAUUCAUCGUUUAAAACUCUUGAUGCAUUUGACUAUUCGUGUAUAGCAACAAUUGAUGUAAAGAAGAAUGUGUAUGACUUGGCCUGCAACAAAAGUGGAACCCAGAUCGCAAUUGUUGAAAACCAAGGUGUCCUAGACUCCGUGGAGGAGUCAUUUGUAAGAGUGUAUGAUGUGGGCCGAAGAAGAGAUGAUGAAGAUGAAGCUGCAAAUGUGGAGGAAGAAGAGGAGGAAGAUGAGUUAGAUGGCAGUGACGAUGGCUCGGCAUCACAGUCAGGUUCUGAUGAUGAGCAGCAGGAUGGAAAUGGAGGUGCAGCAGGAGGUGGUGGGGGCAAUGGAGGGGGUGGUGGUGGCGCAGCACCAGCAGGGGGGGCAGGUGAGAACAAUGGAAAUGAUGGUGACAACGGAAAUGAGAACAAUGCUGAGGGUGGAGCAAGUGAUUCAGAUGACGAACUAAUCCUCACACUUUCAGAUAGUCCAGAUACUGAUGACCUUGACGAAAUAUGGUUCCCGUGAUGAUUGUGUAUAAAAAUACUUAUUUUUUAGUGAAAUGAAAUUUCAAUGCAAUUUGUGAAUAAAGUGCCCUAAACGAUCGUGGAUUGAAUAUGACAAGUGAAGACUGGUUGGAAUGACUUUUUGUAACACAUUGUGUUGUGAAAUGCAGUGAUCAGCAAAAAGUUGUCUGUGGAUUACUUUAGAAAUUAUGUUGGACAGGUCUGGGAUAUGAGAGUAUUCAAGACGUAUUAAAUGUUACUGACAUGUAAAAAUUGAGAUUUUUGUGACCAUUAAGGUCUUAUUUUAGACAUUGCCAGUACAGCUAGAACCAUAAAACCAGAACUGUACAUAAGACAAUGAUCAUGUUCCUGUAUUUAGGAAUGUUGUACUGAAUCUACAAUGUAAAAAUGUGGCAUACUAUAUCAUGCCUUCAGGUGUGAAAUGAUGCCAUUUGUGUUUGAUUGUAACGCCCAUUUGUAAUACAUUUUAUUUCAAAUAUUAUAUUUAUGUUUUUCAUACAA